AUGAGCUUUGAGCAAGAAUUGCAGGAUAAUAUAUAUGAGCCAUGGCGAUAUGAAUAUGUGCCAUUGCGAUUGAUCAAACAACAUUUGCAACAAAAGGCCGAGCAUGGAUGGACCGCUGAAGAAGAACGAGAUUAUUCGACUACUAUACAACUUGAAGUUGAGAAGGUGGAACAGUUUGUUACACGCAAACAACGGGAGAUUGAUUCAAGGAUCAGCCAUUGUCAACGAGGAAUACAAAACAACAAACAUCCUGCAACAACAGAGCGCUCCUAUACCUCAGCCAAAGAGACUCUAAAAGAGAUUUACUAUGACCUCGAAGAACUCGCCCGAUUCACACGAUACAACUUUAUGGCAUUCCAGCACAUUAUUGCCUUUCAUGAUGAGUUGACAGGAAAUGAGACACAGCAGCUAUUGGCAGACCUGAUGAGUGAUAAGCCUUUGGAUACACAGCGAUUCGAUCCUUUGUUAAUCAAGCUUGGGGAAUUGGAUGAUGAAGCUUCCCGACAAACGGCAUCUUCCUCAUCACCAACCCUAUCAUCAUCCACGCCAUCAAUCUCGACCAUGUCUUAUUUUUGGGUGCAUGAGCAGAAUCUCACACAGCUGCAAGCAAUGCUUCUUUUUCACUUGCCGGAAAAAAUCGAAUCGAGCGUGACCACAUAUUAUUUGGAUAAUCCACAAUCACUCAACAUGUAUUAUAGCCGAUUGCAGCGAGACGAUGGUGGCACGGAAAUUCGAUUAGAACAAAUGGGCCAAGACCUUGUAGUGCGGCGUGACGUAUAUCAAAAAGACUGGAAUUCGACUCCAAUUGAGCAAAAGGCACAAGCUUAUGCAGGUUGCACAGCACAAGAAUUCAUGGCGUUCAACAAUAAUCCAGCGGCAUUUCCAUUGACCGGGAUUGUGCAUUCCUAUGUGAAACAAUACAGACUUGAGCCGACAUUGGCAAUGCGUUGUAACCGUAUAUGGUAUGGACAAGGUAGUGGCAAUGGCGCCAUUGUUCAUCUCGACACCGAUAUCGAAUUCAGCACUGUGGAUGAUGAUAAAACGCCAUACAAGUUCCCAUAUGCUAUCCUGGAAGCAACAGUACCAAGCAACACGACGCAUCUCAUGUCGCAAUUGGUGGAGAUGGGUUUAGCGUAUGAGGUGCCAGCCUUUUCGGCAUUUUUGCAUGGUACAGCAAGUUUGUAUGCACCUUUACCAUUAGUGCCAUGGUGGAUGCGUGGAGAUAUGGAUGUCGAUAUACGCAAUGGCAAGGAUCCCAGAUACCCAAGCACUGGGUGGAUGACCUAUAGUCGCAGUUUGCGUCGACCCAACAGGAUUGGUUAUCUUGAUCGGCAAUUGAGAAUACAUCGUUUAUCAGCUCAAGAUGCACGUGUCCAUGCAUUGGACCACUUGAGGAGGACACCUAGCUUUCGCUCAGCAUCAUCAACACCAAUGUCAGCUAUGGAGCGAGAACCACUCAAGUCUUCAGUGGUUGACAUGGAGAGAACCAAAUCAAGAAAAUCGAUCAUGCAAGGUGGUGUAGAUCCUGUCGUGGCAGCUGCUAUCCCUGAGGAAGAAGAACAAGCUGAGAAUGGUGGUGGUCAAGAGGGUGAUGAUAACGCGAAUGGCAAAAAGAAAAAGAAAAAGAUCAAAGUAUGGCUUGAACCCAAGGUUUUCUUUGCCAACGAGCGUACGUUUAUCCAUUGGUUGCAAUUUGCAGCCCUUAUCCUGGUCGCAGCCCUUACUCUACUUAAUUUCGGUGACCGUAUCAGCACAAUUGCAGGUGCAGUCUUUUUCGGCAUUUCCAUGGGCAUUGCAUUGUACGCAUUUGGUCGUUUUCGAUAUCGUGCUCAUCAAAUCAAAACAAGACCCAUGAUACGAUACGAUGAUAUUUGGGGUCCUAUUGGAUUGACUACCCUGCUCGUUGGUGCCAUUAUUCUUAACUUUAUUUUGCGUUACAUGCAUCCUUCAGGAUCAAGCACUUAUCUGGGCAUCAACAAUUCGACUCGUCAGCAGACCUACUAG
Molecule: messenger RNA, 2004 nt
Organism: Lichtheimia ornata
Lineage: Eukaryota; Fungi; Mucoromycota; Mucoromycetes; Mucorales; Lichtheimiaceae
Exons: 2
Coding region: 1-2004 (667 amino acids)
Source: RefSeq, a predicted model, not a curated record